Molecule: messenger RNA, 3158 nt
Organism: Sardina pilchardus (European sardine)
Lineage: Eukaryota; Metazoa; Chordata; Actinopteri; Clupeiformes; Clupeidae
Gene: sfrp1a
Product: secreted frizzled-related protein 1a
Exons: 3
Coding region: 281-1213 (310 amino acids)
Biological process (GO): non-canonical Wnt signaling pathway; canonical Wnt signaling pathway
Molecular function (GO): Wnt-protein binding
Source: RefSeq, a predicted model, not a curated record
UUCCUCCACUUUGGGCAUUUCAAGCAAUGCUCUCUUGGCAAGCGGCCGUGUGAGUCAGCACCCGGACUCAGCUGCAGAACCCCGUUUUGUCGGCAUCGGAUUUCCAGAAACUCAAAACUUUUAACAGUUUUCCAGGUCUUUUUUCCCGUCAUUUUAUUUAGGUUUUCUGUGCGAAGAAGACUUUUCAUUAUUUUUUUUGUUUGUUUUUUUUUUACAAUUAGCUCUCCAUAUUGAGAGCAUCACAUAUUUUUUUGGAUUUUGCCCAGUGACUGUUCAAACAAUGAAGUGUUUUGCUACUCUAAGUUUUUGGAGAGGCAUUGCUGUGGCUUUGGCCAUGACCAUGUUCCCUGUGAGCAGUGCCUCAGAAUACGAGUAUGCUGACCCAAGCUGGAAGUCGGACCUGUACACCAGCGGGCGCAUCUACGACAAGCCACCUCAGUGUGUGGACAUCCCUGAGGACCUGAGACUCUGCCACAACGUUGGCUACGACCAGAUGCUGCUGCCUAACCUGCUGGAGCAUGAGACCAUGGCCGAGGUGAAGCAACAGGCUGGGAGCUGGGUGCCUCUGGUGCACAAGAACUGCCACCCCAGCACUCAGGUCUUCCUGUGCUCCCUGUUUGCCCCCGUGUGCAUGGAGACACCCAUCUACCCUUGUCGCUGGCUGUGCGAGAAUGUCCGAGACGCCUGCACCCCGAUCAUGGAGGCGUUUGGCUUCCCCUGGCCCGAGAUGCUCACCUGCGACAAGUUCCCCCUGGGCGACGUGUGCAUCAGCACCCCGAAUGCCACAGAAGCCUCAAAGCCUUCAGGUUUCUCUCCUGUCUGUCCCCCCUGUGAUGACGAGAUGAAGGCAGAUGCUAUUUUGGACCACAUGUGUGCCAGUGAAUUCGCCAUCAAGACCAAAAUCAAGGAGGUCAAAAGGGAACAGAAUGACCGCAAGGUGAUCCUGCAGAAGAAGAAGAAGAUACUUAAGCAAAGCACCCUAAAGAAGAAGGACUUAAAGAAGCUGGUGCUGUACCUGAAGAAUGGGGCGGACUGCCCAUGUCAGCAACUGGACAACCUGGGAAGCACUUACCUGAUCAUGGGCCGCAAGGUGGACAAGCAGUAUCUCCUGACGGGCAUUCACAAAUGGGACAAGUCCAGCAAGGAGUUCAAAAAGACCAUGAAGAAACUCAAGACCCACAAAUGCCCAGCUUUUGAGAAUGUUUUCAAAUAAUCCGUUUUGUUUAUUUGUUUUGUUUGUUUCUUUUUGCAUCUCAUUAUACACAUGAACUUGCACAACCAAGCAACCCAGAAUAUUGCCUAUAUUUUCAUUGUUUAUAUAAAUAUAUAUAUUUCUAUGUGUAUUUACAGAUUUACCAUUGUAGUGAGUCCCUCAUUUUGUGUGCAGUGGGGCUCUGAUGGUGUAGAACUGGUGACGUUGAAAGAAAAUAAAAUGCAGUAGGUUCCUAAAGUAUCAAACAUAAUGGAUCACUUAUGUACAUAACCACAUACAUGUCCAGAGAAUGUUAAAAAAUGAUAAACAUCAUCACAGAAUCUUGAAAUCUCUUGUACAAUUCUUACCUGAGUCAAGAGCUGGUCAUCCUGAUCACCAGAAGCGAAGUGGAAUGGUUAAGGCCAGACAUACAGACAAUACUUCCAUCGUUCCAUAACAUAUCACCAUGACAUAUCUCUGUAACCGCGUGUCUUAACAGGAUACGAUGUGAGCCAACAUUAACGAUAAAAUCGGCUUAAUUACAUUGUUUUCAAUUGGAAUGUCUCGACAAAACGCAAUGCGAAGCAGUGCUGUGUAGCACAAUGCAGCGCAACAUUUUGAGAAUUUAUUCUGGAUGCCCCAUUUCUAUGUUCUUUCUGUCACUAUUUUUGAGUGAGAAAUAUGACUCAAUAGAAGGGCAUAUUUAACAGAUUCAGUGUAGACAGAAAGCAUUGAUUGCUACAAUACAGUAGCUGGCUCGGAUCCUGUUGGGACACGCUGUUACUAAAGACUCUGAUAUGUAAAACUCAGACAUACAAGUUGAGGUCAUAAGAAUGUUCAGAAUCACUAUGUACUGUGAAGUAGUCUCAAGGAUGUCCAUCUUUUAAGUGAUGUUGCUGUGUGUUUAACUCAUAUUUUGUGACAAAUCAAAUGAGGCCAAAUGUAUGUGCUAUAUUUCUUAGUUUCAUUUUUUGUGAUUUAGCCCAUCAGAUAAAAUAGCUCUAGGAAGCAGUGAAAUAAUGAAUACUGGUUAACUACAUAAUACAUUUUUGAUACAGGACAGAAAUGGUAUGCAGAUAUGUUUUAAACUUCACUGUUAGUUUAAGCCCAUACAUGGUUUGUUUGAUACCUGUUUUGAAAAAUUACUGUACCCCAAACUUAAAUACAGGAAAGUAAAGAUAUGCCUAAUGUCUAAUUCCUUGGACUCACGGAGUGUACAUGACUCAAGACAACAGAAAUGUACCAAUGUGAAUGUACCAAUGUGCAUACACUGCACUCAAACAUGUCUGUACAGUCUAAAUAGUAAAUGUCUGUUCAAGAUUAAACCAUCUCUCUGUAGCUUGAAAUGUGUGUGUAAUCACUUAUAGACGAAAUGGUUACUGGCAUGAUUGUACAAAAGGGUAACACUUCUGUUAUAAUAGAAAUCUGUGUCAAAUUGGACUCUUAUUUGUUAGGUGAAAUAGUGCCAGAAUAUGUUCUAUGCCAUUCACAAUGUGCCCCCAUACAGUGAAAUGUAAAUGUAUAAGACAAGAGAAUCAACAGUGUUUAAUUAUAUGCUUGAUUUGUAUGUAUGUCACCAAGUGUUCUGUCUCUGCUAUUUUCUUAUCUAUAAAUUGACAGUUUUAAUAGUGAACCUCAAUAGUAUACAAUCCUGUACAAUCAGCUUGUGUUUUGUCAAACUGUUUCUAAACAUAACAACCACAAAAAUUAGGUAAUGAUGACAAAUGUAUAAUUACAGUAUAACUCCUGGUCACAGAUAGGGUUUAAAUUCUAAAAAGGCAAAGGACCUUACAUGGAGCCUUGGUGUACUAAUCACAAGAAAGAAACUGACUUGUUGACUACAUCCAUUAUUGUGACUUUUUUUUUUUUUUUUUAAUUCUGCACUGCUGCAGUAAAACUUUAUAAAAACAUAUCUGCUGUAAAUACACAUAAGUGAAUAAAAAAGAGGUAAUAAUGACAUUUGGCU